GGACUCAAAGCUAUUUUAGUACAACACACGUGGAGAAAGCAGAUACAUUGUCUCGUAACAGAAAACAAACUCAAGAAUGGACCCAAUCUUAGAGUUCUAACAAUCUUAAUCUCAUGUCUCUUGAUGAUCCCCAAAGCAAAUCCAGAUCAAUGUGUGUUCCAGAGUUUAACAGCAACAACAACACGACGACCUUCGCACAGAUUUUAGUAAUCUCAUCCAUUGGCUUACUCUUAGCCCUUGCACUGCACUUCCGUCUAAGGAAGCUACGUCACUCCAAGAACAUCCCUCGUCUCAGAUCGUCUCAAAAACACAAAGGCCAUGAGAAGCUUGAGAGAUUCUCUCACUAUGUUGUGCGGCAGAUGGGAUUCAAGGACAGGAGAGAAUGUCCUCAUCUCUGCAAAUUAGCUAAUGAGUACAUAAGAAAAUCAGGCAGCUGUGAGGAAGACAUAUACAGCUUCUUCUCUGAAGAGCCUGGUGCUGAUUCUCUCUUCAUUAAGCUCGUUGAAGAGUUUGAGAGAUGUAUUCUUAGUUACUUUGCUUACCACUGGAGCCAUGCGGAUCUCAUGAUCAGUCAGAUACUCAGUGCCGAUGUAGAGCCUAAGAAGAAGCUAAAGCACAUUGUCAUGGCGGCUACAAGGGAACAGAGGUUUGAGAGGGUGACUAAAAAUCUAAAAGUGGCAAGAGUGUUUAACACAUUGGUAGAGGAAAUGAAAGCAAUGGGGAUCGCAUCUGUUGAUGACUCAGAGUGUACAGAAGUUAUGGCUCCAGUUGCACACAAGGACCGAAGCCCGGUUCUACUUCUUAUGGGAGGUGGUAUGGGUGCAGGAAAGAGCACUGUGCUUAAAGACAUUCUCAAAGAACCGUUUUGGGCAGGAGCUGAUGCUGUGGUGAUUGAAGCCGAUGCUUUUAAAGAAUCUGAUGUGAUAUACAGAGCUUUAAGCGCCAGAGGUCAUGUUGAUAUGAUCAAGACUGCUGAAUUCGUUCACCAAUCAUCAACAGACGCAGCAUCAUCGCUGCUCGUUACAGCUCUCAACGAAGGGCGAGACGUGAUAAUGGAUGGAACACUCUCUUGGGUACCAUUUGUGGUUCAGACCAUAACAAUGGCGAGGAAUGUGCAUCGCCAUCGUUACAGAAUGGGAGCUGGCUACAAGGUUGGUGAGAAUGGAGAUGUUAUAGAGAACUAUUGGGAACGCAUAGGCGAAAGGCAACAGCUUCAAGAAGAUGGAAGGGAGAGAAAGCCAUACAGGAUAGAGUUAGUUGGAGUUGUAUGUGAUGCAUAUUUAGCAGUGAUUCGAGGAAUUAGGUGAGAAUGUUCCAAGUGUUGGUCUUUAAAACAAUUGUGUGUUUUCAUAACAUAAGGUUUUGGUUUACUAUAUAUGCAGGAGAGCUAUAAUGUGUAGAAGAGCAGUUAGAGUGAGGUCUCAGCUGAGAUCUCACAAGAGGUUUGCGAAUGCGUUUCUUACCUAUUGCAACUUAGUUGACAAUGCUAGACUUUACUGCACCAAUGCUCUUGAAGGUUCUCCAAAGCUGAUAGGGUGGAAAGAGAAGGAAAAGACAUUGCUAGUGGAUCCAGAGGAGAUAGACUGUUUGAAGAAUGUAGGGAGGUUAAACGAGAAUGCAGAUUCUAUUUACGAGCUAUACAGAAAUCCAAAUCCUGCUUGUGAAGCUGGAUCAAUAUGGAAAGACAUUGUUCUUUCUCCUUCUAGGUUCAACAUUCAACAAGAGCUCAAAUACUCAAUUCAGAAAGUGGAAAGAUUCAAACAGUAUCUCCAAGAAACACCAAGAUGAGAGAUGAAGAUAGAUAAACGCAGAAGAUCUCUUAGCUUUUUUUUUCCCGGUAUGUCAUUCAUUUAUGUAACUCCUAAAACAUCAAACAAAAUUGAAUCUCUCUAGUAAAGAGAGAAUUGGCAACACCUAACCUAAGAGAUAGUUACAUUGUCAAGCUUGGUCUUAAGAGAUGUUUAAGGAAGCAAAUGUAUGACAUGAUUCAGAGGAAAACAUAUGAAUCU
Arabidopsis thaliana (thale cress) is the source of this 2009-nucleotide messenger RNA. Its product is annotated as P-loop containing nucleoside triphosphate hydrolases superfamily protein. Gene Ontology annotation, molecular function: ATP binding; kinase activity. The transcript is spliced from 7 exons. NCBI's taxonomy places the organism in Eukaryota, Viridiplantae, Streptophyta, Magnoliopsida, Brassicales, Brassicaceae. Bases 114 to 1307 code for a protein of 397 amino acids. The record is from RefSeq and is marked reviewed.